AUGGACAUCCCAGUCCGUCCAAUUGAUACUGUGGUGGCUAUCUAUCCAUAUACUCCUAAUCUAUUGAUAAGCAAUGAAUCCAAUCAUUCAUCACAUAAAUAUCAAAACUUGUUAACUUUGAAUCAAGGUGAUAUCAUAUAUGUAUUGCAAAAAAAUUCAAACGGUUGGUGGGAUGGUGUUAUAGUAGAUAUUUCCAAAGAUGGUUCCACAACUGGUAAAGACCUUCACAUCUCCGAAGAAUUGGUCAAUAAGACAAAAGUUAGAAGAGGCUGGUUCCCCCAUAACUUUUGUUGUUCAAAAAGGAUUUAUUAUCGAUAUUUAUCAAAUACAAAUAAUUCUUCUGGCAACAUUCAAACUCAAUCAAAACGACAAAGAAGUAUAGGAAACAUUUAUCCAUUACCACCAACUUCAGCAAUGACUUCCAGUAAAAGAGAUUCAGUUACUUCUCCAUUCUCAUCUCAAAGAAAUUCUACUUCUUCAAAUGUUAAUCUCUCAUCACAUUUAAGUAAUAACAAUAGUAUAGUUACUCCUUCAAUUUCAAAUGCACCAUCUGCAAACACAUCAAGAACUCCAUCUGCAAAUGUCUCUAGAACUCCAUCAAUACAUUCUUCUUCUUCUUCUUCUUUACUUGCAGUGCAAAAUACUACUACUUCAAAUAGCAAUAAAAAAGCAGGUAAUACUACUCCAUCUGUUUCUGUACUUUCAUUAAAUGAAUUGAAAAUUUUAUUAUUCAAAAGAAAUUUCAACACAAAAGAUAUUCAAAAAUUAAUUUGGAUUCCAUUGCCUGUUAAAAAUGAUAAAGAGAAAAUCAUUUAUUACAAUAAACUUUUGGAUUUAUAUGUAGAUACGUUACCAUUAUUAGAUUUACAAUUGAACACAACACCAAUCUUUAACAAUACACCUCCCACAAAUCCUGUGACAUUGAAUAACAUUGAACAACCAAUACCUGAUAUUUUACCUAAAAAAUCACAUUCAACAAAUUCAAUACCAUCUACGGGCAACUAUAAUACUCCUACAACUAUAAAAGAACAAGAACAUCUACAGACUCAAAAUCAAACGCAACAAUUAACUUCAUUAUCUCCAAGAUUGAUUAAUUCGUCAGCUUUAUACUCAAAUAAUAACAAUAAUAAUAAUAAUAAUAAUAAUAUUACAUCAACUCCCUUUUCAAAUAAAUAUUCCCAUUUACCAAAUGCAGUAAAACCAACAACUGCAAAUUUAAAUAACAAUAAAAACCACCUUUCUCCAUCUUUAAAUUCAAAUUCAUCUUCAUUACCCAUUACAUCAUUACAACAUUAUUCUACAAAUAGCCAAGAAUUUUAUAAUCAUCCAAAUGAUUUACAAAAUUGGUCCCAAUUAAGAGAAAUUGUUUUAAAAUAUUUAAAAUUAUCGCAUGAAUCAUUUUCUGAAAAUGAUUCUCAAAAUUUUAAUAAAUUUUUCGAUUUAACAAUUUCUUAUUGUACUUAUACACAAUUAGCAUAUCAUUUACUCAUAACUACUUCAAGGCAUCAUCAUUGUCAUAGUCAAAAUAUAAUUUCACCAAAUGUUCAACUACAUAAUGAUGACUCAAAUUCAAAUACACUUUUUGAUUUAUCAAAGUCUCAACAUCAUAUGCCAUCUUUACUUGAUUCAAAUCCAAAUAUAAAUAUAAAUUUAUCACCAAAAAAUGAUUCUAAACAAAAUUCAAAUCUUGAUACUGGCAUAAUAUCUGAUGAAAUGUCAUCGAAAAAUAAUGAUAAUCAUAAUCAUAAUCAUUUUGAUGAUGCAGAUGAUGCUAAUACAAUUGUAGAGACACCAAGAAACUCUAUUUCUAAUCAAAAUAUAAAAGAUACGAAACAACAAUUAUCAACUUCAAGAAAGCAAAGCGUUAUCCAUAAUAAUAUUAAAAUUCUCUUGAAGCAAAUCAUGGUUGUAUUAUCAAAAAUUUCGAUCAACACUUCACUAUAUUUUACAUUGGUAACAAAAAGAUUAGACUGUGCAGAUAUAAAUAGUUUUAAAGAUAUUGAACCAGAUUCGUUAGUACUGAUAAUUCAAGAAGAUUUCAAAAGUUUUAUAAAAAUUAUUAAUAUUUUACAUCAAAUAUUAAGAAACUCAAUUCAAUCUUAUUCAACUUCUUUACCACAACUAUUUCCAAGAUUUCUUAAAAAUUCAUUUAAUGGUGGAAGUUGGAAUAAUCCAUUCCACUAUUCUUAUAAUGACAAGCUAAAUGCAUCUACAUCAGAUAAUACUCAAAAUAUCUUAGUUGAAAACGAGAAUGAAGAUUUAAAUACUCAUGAAAGGCCUUUAACUUCAGAAGCUUUACUAUCACAUGUUGCUUCAAAUACUACAUCUCAUCUUCCACCAACUCCGCCUUCUAGCACUACUACUAAUACUAUAAAUCCCCUCAGAACGAGAAAUUUAAAAAGAUCUGGGGAUAGCUAUUCGGAUAUUAAGUUUCAACAGCCAAGCAGCAAUAAUAAUUCUAGUCUAAAUCCAAUGAGACCUUCUCAUUCAUCUUCUUCAUUAAGUAGUGAUAAUCCGAAUAUUUCAAACUUAGAUGCACGAAUAUCUGACACUAUCAAAGACAGGGAUAAUAAAGAUGGAAACACUACUAGUAAUUCGGUUACUACAACAAAUAGUAAAGUAAAAGAAUUAUUUCCAUUAAAUAAUGAUACUUUGCAAAUUAUUCGUAAAAGGGCUUCUCAAAUAAAUGAUAAAGUUUAUGGAGCCUAUGGUGAGCAUAUUAAUGUUAUAGACGCUCCCAAAUCAAGAAAACGAGAUUUAGAAAUUAAUUUGAAAGCAUAUGAUGAAUUUAACGCUAAUAUUUCGAUCUUGGAGGUCAUUGAAAAUCUAAACCUUUCAACAUUCAUUAAUUUGACUAAUUUGAUUAAAAAUGAUAAUCUAUGGAAUGCAAACACUAGCCAAAGGAAGCCCUCAGUAGCCACAUCGACAGCAUCUUCUUCUUCUUCUACUGCAUUUCAUUCAAAUCAAACUGGUCAAAAGAAUAGACAGAAACAAAACAAAUUAAAUUUUUCCAAUAAAAAGCAACGUAACGUAAGAUCAAGAAUACCAUUCAAACGCUUAAGUUUAGAUGAGAGGUAUAGGCAAUCAAAUAAAAAAUUGCAAGAAUUCACUGAUGCAGAUGAAUUUCUUGGUCAAGAUAUUCAAGAAGAUUACGAUAGUAGUAGUUCCAAUAAAUCCUCGGGUAGCCGUCAUCAAAUCUCAACACAAAAUUAUCACCAUCAUCAUCAUCAUCAUCAUCAUUCACAGCAUCCUCACAAUCACAAUAAGCAUCAUCAUUCUCAUAAUGACGAUAAUGUUAAUGAAAAUGAAAAUGAAAAUUUAGAAUUAGAUGAUAUGGAGGAGGAAAAUGAAAGUAAUACAGAGAAGGAUGGUUUAAAAAAUUCAAAUGAACAUAAUUUUAUAGGUGUCGAUAACAAUUAUAUUCAAAUUGAUGAUGAAACUGAAGAGUUUUUAAGACAUUCACUGAACUCGAUAUCAUCACUUUUGACCGAUUUCUUCGAUGUGAAACAAGUCUUCCAUGAUAUAGUCAUCAAAUUAAUAAUGUGUGCUCAGAACUCUACAUUAGAUGAUCCAUUUGUUUUUAAUGCAAUGAAAACAAAUAGCCCAGUCAAUUUCUAUGAGCCAUCGUAUUCUAAAUUAAAUUCUAACCGUACAAAUGAAGUUUUCGAUACUUCAGCUGUUAAUAUAUACAAAACUCUAGUCAGUCAAGAUGUUGAAAUUAAUGGUAUUAAUUUCUUAAAUACAUCCGAUGAGCUAAGGAGAGCUUGUGAAGAAUAUGCAGAGAUUUCAAACAUAGCAUGCGUUUAUGUUGAACAGUUAAUUGAAUCAAAGCAAAAUCUUCUUAACUAUGCAGCCAGAAUGAUGAAAAAUGAAUUGAUUUUACUGCUAUUAAAAGAUGAAACUGAUACUAAAUGGUACUCAAUGGAUGAUGAGCAAGAUGAAGAUCGUGAUUUCUUCCCAAACAUUAAAAGAUCUGGAGAUAUGGUACCACAUGAAGAAGAGGAAUUGAAUUAUAAGCAAUUAGAAAUGUCUCGAAAUAUGAUCAACUACAGUUUAGCAGAUGCAGAUGAGCCAUGGUAUUUGAAAAAUGACCAUGAACAUGAAUUAGUAUUUGAUAAUAAAGGAAGAAUUAAGGGUGGCUCAAGAGAAUCAUUGAUUGAAUAUUUAACAAAUCACAAGUUUUCGGACAUCAGAUUUAAUCAAAUUUUUUUGACUACUUUUCGAAGUAUGUUUACCACCAAAAAUUUCCUUUAUGCAUUAAUUUACAGAUAUAAUUUAUAUCCACCAGAAGGGUUAAGUUAUGAUGAAUAUAAUAUCUGGGUAUCACGAAAAUUAAGCCCAAUCAAAUAUUCAGUUGUAAAUAUCAUGAGAAUAUUUUUUACCAGAUAUUGGUCUUCAACUUAUUACGAUCCAUGUCUAAAUGCAAUACUAAGUUUUGCUGUCUUAGCUAAAAAUGAAGGAAUUGAAGGUUCAGCAGAGUUAUAUAAAAUAGUAAACUAUAUUGUUUCAAGUUCACAAUUCCUUGAUUCAUCCAAGGACAAUGAUGGUGAAGAUUCUAUUAGUAUCUCCAAAACAAAAUCACCUCUUCAGCAAACUUCAAAUGAUGACAACAAAACAACCAUUUCUUCAUCCUCAUCGUCCUCUAACUCUAAGAUGUCUAAAAAAUUUGAAAGUGUUGAUGCCAAUGAAAAUACUAAUAAAAAGAAUAAAGUUACUGCUAAUUUUACAAAGAAUGACCAUGACUUUUCAAAAAUGGCUACUCUAGUAAAUGCUAAUUGCAUCAAUGUUAGAGCUUCUGAUAAUAAACAUUUUGAUAUUACACCAAUAGUAUAUGCAACAGAACUGACAAUAAUGCAACAAGAAUUAUAUUUAAGAAUAGGCCCAAACGAAUGUUUGGACAGAGUUUGGGGAUCCAAAACGGUUGAUUUUGGUGGUUCUAUGAAUAUUACUCAUUUUAUUACUAGUGCUAAUAAUUUAACAAAUUUUGUAUCAUAUUCGAUUGUCAGUAAUUCCAGUGAAAAAAAAAGAGCUAAUAUGAUCCAAUAUUUUAUUAGUGUUGCUUAUCAUUGUAAAUUAUUAAAUAAUUUUUCGUCAAUGACAGCUAUUGUAUCUGCUUUAUAUUCUUCUCCAAUUUAUCGAUUAAAGAAAUCGUGGGCUCUCGUACCUGAAGAAACUAAAAACUCACUUAGAGCAUUAAACAGUUUGAUGGAUUCCAAGAGAAAUUUCAUAGUAUACCGUGAUAUGAUAAGAUCUGUGAAUGAUGUAGCAUGUGUUCCAUUUUUUGGUGUAUUUCUUUCUGAUUUGACUUUUACAGCAACUGGUAAUUCAGAUAUCUUGAAGGGAACACAAGAUACAAUCAAUUUUGGCAAGAGAGCAAGAAUUUUUGAUAUUCUUGAAAAAAUUAACACAUUUAAAAAAGUUAAAUAUAGAUUAAAGUCUGUACCUGAUGUUAAUGCCUUUAUUGAAUCAUCAUUAACAGACGUUCCCCAUAUUGAUAAGCAAUAUGAAUUAUCAUUGUCUGUUGAGCCAAGAAAUGAAACUACAAAUAUCGAAAAUGUAGCUGGUGAAAGAAAUACAGAAAAGCAUGCCUCACUAUUAAAAUUUUCAAGGAAGAAACAAUCUUCUAAACUCUUUUGGUAA
This is a messenger RNA of Henningerozyma blattae CBS 6284, 5640 nucleotides long. RefSeq names its product Ras family guanine nucleotide exchange factor CDC25 (gene CDC25). Lineage: Eukaryota; Fungi; Ascomycota; Saccharomycetes; Saccharomycetales; Saccharomycetaceae. Gene Ontology annotation, biological process: positive regulation of GTPase activity; Ras protein signal transduction. Gene Ontology annotation, cellular component: plasma membrane. The record is from RefSeq and is a predicted model, not a curated record. Gene Ontology annotation, molecular function: protein binding; guanyl-nucleotide exchange factor activity. The transcript has a single exon. The coding region runs from base 1 to 5640 and encodes 1879 amino acids.